Emys orbicularis (European pond turtle) is the source of this 1563-nucleotide messenger RNA. RefSeq names its product chromosome 8 C1orf87 homolog (gene C8H1orf87). Lineage: Eukaryota; Metazoa; Chordata; Testudines; Emydidae. The transcript has 11 exons. The record is from RefSeq and is a predicted model, not a curated record. The coding region runs from base 1 to 1563 and encodes 520 amino acids.
AUGCCAAUCAUGUCUUCAGUCAGGAAUGUUCCCUAUGGGGCUGAUGCACAUACUGAGACUAUUGUAAAAAUCAUUGGGAGCAAGUAUGUCCGGUGCACUGUGGAAAAACCAAAACUCAAGGCAAAGGAGGGCACGAAAGUGGAAACUCAGUCUGCACUCCGGAAAUUGCCCACUUGUAAUACAAGACAGACACAUGGAAAUCCUCUGGGUCUCAAUAACCCUCUUUGUCAACAAAUCAGUUAUGACCUAGAUUAUGAAAGACGGAGCAGAGACAAACAGGAAGAACACAAGUCUAAACAAGCACAAACAAGCAACAGCAGAUUUCUGGAUGGCAAAGUUUUAAAACCACCAAAUAUUCAUUGUGUGUCUGUCCCAUCGGGAGAUCAGUCUUUGUCCUACAUUCAUGCCCUCCAAAAGCCAUCCCUUAGAGCUCGGCCUUUAAGACAACAUGUAGGACAUCACCAGCAGAUCAUAUGCCGAGGGCCAUCAGAGUCACCUGAGGAAGAGGAUUCUCUCCUGGCUCUCGUCAGAAAUGAACUCAGGCUGGGUCCUCUUAGGUUAGCCGGGUUCGAAAAGCUGCAGAGAGAGCUUAAGACUCUGAAGCCCAUCUCUGGAUUUCUUCCUCAGUCCCAGCUGAGCUCCCUCCUUCUGAAGCAUGAAGUCCCUCUACAAUUACCAACUGUCAAGCGCCUCUUUGAGAGGUUUUCUGAGGCAAAUGACUCUGAAUUGGUAAAUUCUGAAAAGCUGAUUCAGUUUCUAAGACUAGCUGCAGCAGUUGAAAUGCAGAAUAUCAAGACAUGUGAUCUGGGUCUUCAAGCAAAGAGUGUCACUUUAAAGGAUCAAAGCAAAAGCUCUCUGGCUCCUGAAGACCCAUUACAGAUCUUGAAGCAAAUAUUGGAGGAAUAUAAGGGGGAACUAGACAUGGAGAAACUGAGCCUGAGUUUUCAAAAAGAAGAUAAGUCUUUCUCCGGCCUUCUCUCUCUCUAUGAGAUUGAGACUGUUUGCCAGAAGCAUAGACUAACUCUAACUCCUUUAUUGCUGGAAGCUUUGCUCAACAACCAUGAUUUGUGCAAACAAGGCAAAAUACAGUGGAAGAAGUUUGUGGAGUUGCUCAAGAAAGCUCAUUCUGAUGCGAUUCCUAAUUUGCCUGUUCCUGUGGGGGAAUUCAAAGAGGAAAUCGGCGAUGAUGUGGCUGCCCGUCUGGAAAACACCAAAGAGCAUGAAAUUCUUGCUUCCAAGACUUGGGCUCGAAACUAUCCCGCCACUGAAGGAAAAGAAAGACCAGCGAUCCAGUCUUUCUUCAGUCCGACUGACUCCAGUGACUCUGAAGAGCAGGAGGCCUGGAUAGACCGGUUCAGAAAACUAGAGAGAGCUCUUUAUUUGUGUGAUAUAAAAAACACAGGCAUGCUGGAAAAGGAAAAAGCAAAGCGUCUAAUCCACAACUACAACCUCAUCUAUGAUCUAUCCCUGAGUCCUCUGAAAAUUGAUCAAGCUUUCCGAAACUUCCGUUGUGGAGAAAACAUGCCAUUGCAGCCGGUGCUGCAGUAUUUAAAAGAGUUGUAA